Messenger RNA from Tripterygium wilfordii, 1385 nucleotides. RefSeq names its product GTP-binding protein At2g22870. Bases 66 to 1004 code for a protein of 312 amino acids. NCBI's taxonomy places the organism in Eukaryota, Viridiplantae, Streptophyta, Magnoliopsida, Celastrales, Celastraceae. The record is from RefSeq and is a predicted model, not a curated record. Gene Ontology annotation, molecular function: GTP binding. The transcript has 5 exons.
UCUCCACCCUCCAAUCUCAUCUGCUAUGUUCGUCGUGCACUAUCAGAAGCAGCAGAGCUAGAACGAUGGCUCUAAGUACCGUUUCGAGGCUCCAUUUGUCAACUUUGACCCGCUCCCCUUCUCCUCUCUAUUCCAACUACAAUAUCCUCCACAAGCUCAAAUUGACAACCGGACCCUUACCCGCAAUAUUCUUCCGACCCAAAUCCACCCUCUCGGCCGCAGAACCCAUACCCGUCUCCGAAGCCCCGGAACCGGCGCCUCUCGAAAUAUCCCUCGAGAAGCUCUUUGUGCCGCCUGAGACCGAUGUUUCGCUCGAUGACCCCAAUCUUAGGACCAGAAUCUUGAAAGGUUCGAAUAUUGUGCUGAGCAAGUACGCGAGGGACGCGCACGUUGAGCAGGCUGAGUUCGUGAAGAGCAGUGUGAGGACUGAGGAUUGCCCCUCUGAUGGGUCGCCCGAGUUCGCGCUUGUGGGUCGGUCUAAUGUAGGGAAAUCAUCGCUGCUUAAUUCGCUUGUUCGACGGAAGAAGCUUGCGCUCACAUCGAAGAAACCUGGUAAGACACAGUGCAUUAACCAUUUCCGAAUCAAUGAUAAUUGGUACUUGGUGGAUUUGCCUGGUUAUGGGUUUGCAGCUGCACCACGAGAACUUCGGACAGAUUGGAACCAGUUUACUAAAGACUAUUUCCUGAACCGUUCAACAUUGGUAUCAGUGUUUCUUCUUGUAGAUGCUAGCAUUCCUGCUAAGCAAAUUGAUCUUGAAUAUGCUAGUUGGUUGGGUCAGAAUCAGAUUCCUAUGACUUUAAUUUUCACCAAAUGCGAUAAGAGGAAGAAGAAAAAGAAUGGAGGUAGAAGGCCUGAAGAAAAUGUGAGUGACUUCCAGGAGUUAAUACGUGGGUUCUUUCAGACAACUCCACCAUAUAUUAUGACCAGCAGCGUUACCCAUCAAGGUCGUGACGAGAUACUGCUGCACAUUGCUCAACUCCGGAACUACUGGCUCAAACACUGAGGAAAGAUUGCAAUGCUAACUCUGCUGAUGACCUGUUGGCAUUCAACAAAGGAGUAAAUGGAGAGAAUGCAUAAUCUAGUUUUGAGAUGGUUAUUGUUAGAGAACAGAUUCCUGUCAUGGCUGAGGAGUACAUAUGUCCAACCGGUGCGGAUGGAAAGAGUUGAGGCAGCUCAUGUGUCCAAACUAUUGCAGAGUUAUGAAAAGCUGCAUAACCCAACACUGAUAAGGUAAAAAAAAGAGUGUUGAGAACAACAAUACUGCAGUGGCUGUAGAACAUUGAUUGAAGUGUGAAGAACUAAUUGUGGUUCUGCUGCUGUCUUAGCGUAACAAAACUCAUUGUUAAAUAAGCACUUAUUUCUGGAACCCUCAUUAUAUUUGGAA